AUGACGAGAACGAGUCACGAGCUCUGCAAUCCUUAUCGAGGGGUGGAAUUUCUAAGUGAUCGGACUCUCAAGAGAUUUUUUAAAAGAUCCGACGUUGAAAUCGAUUCUGGCAAAGGCUCGAGUCUUCAUAGGAGUGGGCCCAAUCCAUUUACAAUAAAUAACUCCCGAAGCUUUAACAGUCUUCCACCUUCUCCCGCCGUACAAAGAAGCCGACAAGAGGAAGUUUUAGACAUGAGCCUUUUCGACCACGACGAAUCGUCCAAUGAGAACGAAGAGACUCUCGACCAAUCAGAGGAAAAGAAACCAGAAGUGAAGAAGAACUUCACAUAUUUCUUCCGGCAUCCAUACUCCCGCAUUGCUACUUCAUACUUAGUGGUAUUUUGUAACUUCCUAAUCUUUGCUGAGGACCCAGUCUCUCAUAGUUACACGGACUGUAUCAUUGACAUUAUUGGCAAUAUGUACGGGUUUGUAUUUUCAAGGUAUCCCCCUGAUUUGGGAUUCGUUGCUCUCAAAGUCUUCAUGUAUUUAUUCGCCGCAGGACUGGGCAUAUUCGUAGGCAAAUACUUCAUUCACAAAUUCCUCCUUUGUCGUGUUCUCAAGCUGCGCAUGUUCACUGAGGAGGGCCAAGGAUCUUGGAUGGUAAUGUUUCUCACCGUACUGAUGUUUCUGUUUAUCGUAAGCUUCAUAUACAACGAGUUUUUGCUUCUGGGCGGAGCACACUUCGCACCCUAUGUCUGCAGUAAUAACUUGGGAAUCGAGAACCAGACGUUUAUGAAAAUGGCUGCUAUUGGCACGUGGCUUGGUGACUUCAUCACCGCCUGGAUGGUUACAGACAUGAUGUUACAGGAAGAACAGUACCCAAACUGGAGUCCACGCCUCAGAGCGUUUUGGAGACGCGGUCGUAACAGAGUGUAUGCGUUCUGGUUUAUUGCGUGCGCCAUGAGUGUCGUGGUAGCCACUGCCAUCACAACUGACUAUGUCAAUUGGGAUGAAAUAAGCAGAGAUUUUAUGCCGACUAAUGAGCUCUCCAGAGCCUUUUUGGCCUCCUUUAUCCUUGUCAUGGAUCUCAUGAUUGUUAUGCAGGACUGGGAUUUCCCUUACUUUGACGGAGGUAUGGAAAUAAAACUCCCGGGUCUCAACACAGGGAACUUUCAUUUCCAUCUUCCCGGGGGAGAUAUUCACAUCACAGGGAAAUGGUUCAACUACGGCAUCAUAUUCAUUGUUAUGAUUCUGGAUCUAAAUAUGUGGAAGAACCAGAUCUUUUACGAGCCAUUUGUUUACGGUCAGUACACUGAUGAUGAGGAUUACAUUUAUACCGUUUCCGAUAGAGAUUUCCUAGCCAAUGCUACUGCGGAAACACUGAGUUACGCUUGGCGUUGGUCACACAAUAAUCCACUGACAAACAAGACCUACGGCUUGGAGGAUCAAAAAAUGAACUCGAGAUACAUAGGAUAUGCUCUUAGCGCAAAAGGUACAGCGUUUAUCCCGUCUCUAUUCGCAUUUGCCAUGUUUGGAAUCCUUGUGAAGUAUUUUUCCAAAGGUGGACCUCCGCCGAAAGUGGCGCCUUCUGUCGAAAACGACACCACGGACGCCGCCGUCGAAGAGCGAAACAUAAACGGUGGAAUUACAAAUGAUGCAGAACUCACUUCAUCAAUGCCACAAAUUAGAGAAAGUCGUCAGUCAGUGGCAAGUUCCGAAAGCGUGUUUGAUGCCAAUAAAACCAAAAAUAUCGGCUCCUUCUUGAGCGUCGAUAGCUCACGUCAUGGUCUAAAUGCGCGACGUGAUGACCUUCACAGUUCACGCGAUAACUUGGAGAGUUCACGAGAUUUUCUGAAUAGUUCACGUGAAAACUUGAGCAGUUCGGCCGAUAACUUGGAAAGUUCACGUGAUGAUCUCCACAGUGCACGUGAUGAUCCCGAAAGCUCUCGUGACGACCUCAGAAGCUCUGUUGAAAAUCUCGCAAUUUCACCGAAGGGCGUGGUGUCUGGCACCUCGUCUCGACCAGCCUGGUCAUUCGACUCUCCGCCAAAAACGACUGCAAGCAAGAAGGGAACUAAACGCAGUGGCAGUUCUGACAUAGAAAAAACGAUUCAAAAUCCUCAGUGCUCUAAUGACGACCAAGAUAAAGAGAAUAUGGUGCAAAACUUUGUACAGCAGCUGUCCUUUUUGAACCUCGAAGGUGAAGACAAUCAAGCCACUAGUAAAGAUAAGGACUCAUCACCCGAAGAAAAUAAUCUUGCAGUGAAGAGCAAGGACGACAGAGCUUUGUCAUUUGGUGAGUUGUUUCGCCGAGAUCCUACCAGGUCAUCCAUGUCCCAACUCUCUGCUACUUCGUCUGAUGACGAAGACAGACAUGUAGACUCAAACACGGACGUCAAAAUAACGAACAAUUCUCUUCAAAUACCACGUAAAAAGUGAAUGAACCGAAACCUUAAAAGUAAUUUCUGAGGUUGUUAAGACAUAGUAAAAAGUAGAUGAAGUAACUGCGUUGUAAUUUUAGGUUAUAAAAGUUUAUGGUCGUGUAUUGUUUAAGAAAGCAAGUUUCGUGUCUGCUUAGUGUCUAUUCAAUAAUUUGCCUCCAAAAGACAAUCAUUGGUGAAAGGACAAAAACUUGUACUCCAUAUGCCUAAAGACCCACGACAGUAUCAAUAACUUUUCAUCACGUGUAAAUUAAACACCUUACAAAGGAACUUGAUAAUCAUCAGCAUGAUAGAAGAAACUGCAAUAAAUUAAAAACAGUUAGCUUGGCUUCAUAAAUGCCCACAUCAGCCAGGUUAGCCUAACCACCGAGGUCACCACACAAAGUAGCUAUCACUGAGAUGCCUUUUUAGGACGCAACUUUGACGAAUAAACCAAAAGAAAAAUACUUACGAGUCUACGGCUAGAUGUUGGCGCCUUUAGUGCAUUACUGCCUCCACAUCAACUAACAGCAGAAAAACCAACGGCAUCUCAGAAAUAAGUUUUUUGCUCUCUCAGUAAUGCACCCGACAACCAAAAUGCAAGUCUUUUUUUUUAAUCAUUUUUUAUUUUCUUUUUGGAAUAUAGAGAAAUUUUGAAUUUAUUCAAAAUCAAAUGCGACUGCGUUUUACGCGCGUUUCGCUGGGAAGGGAUAACUCAAUUUUGGCUAAAAGCUGCUCGAAACUUACUUACAUGUACUAACAGAUAAAGGGGGUAAGUUUUUAGAGUAACCGUAUAGGGUUUCUUCGAUGGGGAGUAUAACAUGAUAAUUUGGCUUUAUCUG
Pocillopora damicornis (cauliflower coral) is the source of this 3241-nucleotide messenger RNA. RefSeq lists its product as uncharacterized. Lineage: Eukaryota; Metazoa; Cnidaria; Anthozoa; Scleractinia; Pocilloporidae. The record is from RefSeq and is a predicted model, not a curated record. Gene Ontology annotation, biological process: intrinsic apoptotic signaling pathway in response to endoplasmic reticulum stress.